AUGGCCAGCCUCAUCAUCACUCUUCUUCAUCUGUUUAUAAAAUUUCCAUCUGAUUUCUUCAAGACAAAAUCCAAAGUGCACCCCUGCAAUCGACUUUUUGAACGAUUGGCAAUCGAUUUCGAUUGGUUUCUCUUCAGUCUCCAGGUUGUUAUUGGUCCUGCAACUGUUGGUGGGAUUCAAGCUGGAGCUUUCAAGAUUGGUGACACUGCUGGAACAAUUGAUAACAUUAUUCAAUGCAAACUGUAUAGGCCUGGAUCUGUUGGAUUUGUCUCAAAAUCUAUAAAAAUGAUUGUUGUGCUUGGGGAACUCGAUGGAAGAGAUGAAUAUUCAUUAGUUGAAGCACUUAAAUCAGGAAAAAUCAAUAAACCAGUAUGCGCUUGGGUCAGUGGAACUUGUGCACGUCCCUUCAAAUCAGAAGUUCAAUUUGGUCAUGCAGGAGCCAAAAGUGGUGGUGAAAUGGAGUCUGCACAAGCUAAAAAUGAAGCACUCAAAGAUGCCGGAGCAGUUGUCCCCACUUCAUUUGAAUCAUUUGAAGCUUCAAUCAAGGAAACAUACGAGAAGUUGGCCGAGGAGGGAAAGAUUACCCCUGUUAUGGAAAUCACUCCUCCACAUUUACCACCAAAAGAAGUUGAUAAUGGCUGCUCCAUGAUGCCACUAUAA
Molecule: messenger RNA, 660 nt
Organism: Lactuca virosa
Lineage: Eukaryota; Viridiplantae; Streptophyta; Magnoliopsida; Asterales; Asteraceae
Source: the annotation of a GenBank genome assembly